This is a messenger RNA of Lytechinus pictus (painted urchin), 636 nucleotides long. RefSeq lists its product as uncharacterized. Gene Ontology annotation, molecular function: nucleic acid binding. The record is from RefSeq and is a predicted model, not a curated record. NCBI's taxonomy places the organism in Eukaryota, Metazoa, Echinodermata, Echinoidea, Temnopleuroida, Toxopneustidae. Bases 1 to 636 code for a protein of 211 amino acids. The transcript is spliced from 2 exons. Gene Ontology annotation, biological process: DNA integration.
AUGCUUCUACAUCUUCAAGGUUACGAUGUAGUCAUCAAAUACAAGCCUGGACGUGAGAUGUUGUUAUCAGACGCAAUGUCAAGACUCAAUCCCCUACGAGGUCCGACUAUAGAAACACCAGUGCGCAUCGAUCAUGUCAUGUUUUCUGAAGAGAAGAUUCAGCAAGAAUAUGGAAAGUCACAAACACCAGAACCACUACAUCCUCAUGACAUCCCGACAAGACCUUGGCAAGUCAUCGCAACCGAUCUAUUUCACCUAGAUGGGAAGGAGUAUCUGUUGGUUGCGGACAUCUACUCCAAGUUUCCAAUCGUGAAGAAACUCCAGCAUACAACAAGUGCCAAUAUCAUCGAUUUGAUCAAAGAAAUAUUUUCAGAACAAGGCACACCUGAAAAGGUAUUGAGUGACAAUGGCCCACAAUACAGUAGUGCACAGUUCAAGACCUUCGCUGAAGAAUGGAGGUUCACUCACAUAACCUCAAGUCCAAGAUACCCCCAGUCCAACGGUUACAUUGAACGACUGGUCAAGUCCAUCAAGACGACAAUGAUGGAAGCAAAGCAAGCCAAGCAGGACAUCAACAAAGCCUUGCAAUACUUGAGAGCCACUCCCAUUGACCAUCACCAGCAGAAAUACUGUUAG